Molecule: messenger RNA, 3000 nt
Organism: Plasmodium gallinaceum
Lineage: Eukaryota; Apicomplexa; Aconoidasida; Haemosporida; Plasmodiidae
Product: conserved Plasmodium protein, unknown function
Exons: 1
Coding region: 1-3000 (999 amino acids)
Source: RefSeq, a predicted model, not a curated record
AUGAAGAAUUCUUAUAUAUUGUGUAGCACUGAAUCAAACAAAAUAAAUACAAAGACUGAGUUGUUAGAUAUCAAACAAAAGGAAAAUAUCGAACAUAUAGACAAUUUGAAACAAAUAAGAAGAAAAAAAAAAAAAAAAAGUGAAACAAAUAUAAACAAAACAACAAAUAUUACUAUAAAUACAGAAAAGAGAAAAUUACGGAACAAUACUUCUUCGAAUGUGAAAAAAAGCUUGAAAUGUUAUACUGAAAAUAAUAAUUCAAAAAAAGGUAAAAAAUAUUUAGAACUUGAUAUUGGAAAAAAUAGUACUAAUUCCAAAAUAGUUAUUCAUGAAAAUGAAAAUAAUAUAAAAUUAUUAUCAGAGGAAAUUAAAAUGUUACAAAAAUUAAAAAAAAAAAAAAAAGUUAAAGAAAAAAAUAAUCAAGAAAAAUUAAAAAAGGAAAAUUCUUAUAAUAAAAUUAAAGUCUUAAAAAAUACAUGUGAAAGAAAUUCUUUAUCAAAAGCGAAGAAGGAAACAGAAAUAGAUUCGAAUCUUUUAAAAUUAACUUCUUUAAAUAUACAGGAAAAAGAUAAUAGUAUAGAUAUGAACAAAUCUAAAACUGUCAAUCAAAUUCAUAUAGAUACAAAUUUGAUAAAGAAAAAAAAAAAUAAUUCUAGUUUUUGUUUCAUCGAGUCUAAACAAACAAAAAAUAAUAAAAUGCCACACAUUUAUAAUAAUAAUGUACUUUGUGAAUUUACAGAAGUAAAAAAUAGUAAUACUAUGAAGCAAAAUACUAAUGGCAAUUUACAACGUUGCCACAAUACCAAAGAAUAUGAAUUAUAUCAAAAUCCUACGAAAUUAGAAGUAGUAAAUCUUGAUACAAAUAAAUAUGAUGAUAUAAAACAAUCAACAAAACAUUUAGAAAAUAAAAUUACUAAAAAUACUAAAAUGAAAUUUAGCCAAAGCAUAAAUUCAUCAUUCAUAAGUAAUGCAAUAAAAGAACAUCCAAAAAUCAAACUCUACAAUAAGAAAAAAAAGAUAAAAAUUAGUAAUGAAGUUAAGGAAACACAAUAUGUAGAAGAAAGUCGUAGAAAAAAAAUGAAGGUUUCUUUAGUUGAGGAAAAGAAAAAAAAAAAGGGUGUAACGAGGAAAGAAAGAAGCAUGAAAAAGAGAAAAGAGAAUGUAAAAGAAAAAGAGAAGGAUGAAGAAAAAGAAGGAAAAAUAAAAAUAAACAUAUAUAAAAAUAAGAAGAAAAAACGAAAAAAAAAAGAAGAAAAAGAGAUAAAAGAAAAUAUUCAUAUAGAAAUACAAAGACGUAAAAAAAAAAAAGACAUGAAAGAACAUGAACAAAAGGAAAAAAAAGAUGAAAUGAAAAUUGAAAAAGAAAAAGAAAUAAAAGAAUAUGAACAAGAGGAAAAAAAAGAUGAAAUGAAAAUUGAAAAAGAAAAAGAAAGUGAUGAAGAAAGAAAAAGAGAGAAAAAAAGAGAGAAGGAACAAGAAAAAGAAUUAAAAAGAGAAAUGGAAAACAAAGAAAAAAAACAAAAAGAAUAUAAAAAUUUAAUUAAAAAAGAAAAUAUAAAUGAAAAUGAAAAUAUAAAUGAAAAUGAAAAUAUAAAUGAAAAUGAAAAUACAAAAGAAAAUGAAAAUAUAAAUAAAAAUGAGAAUAUAAAUGAAAAUGAAAACGUAAAUGAUAAUAUAAAUAAAAAUGAAAAUAUAAAUGAAAAUGAAAACGUAAAUGAUAAUAUAAAUAAAAAUGAAAAUAUAAAUGAAAAUGAAAACUUAAAUGAAAAUAUAAAUAAAAGUGAAAACAUAAAUGAAGAAGAAAAGGAGAAACAGGAUAAUAACGAAAAUAAUAAAGAAAAAGAGCAAAUGGAAAAAAAAGAAGUGAACGAAAUAGAAGAUGAAAAAGUAAAAAUAAAUAUAAAAAAAAAAAUUAAAACAAAAAUGAAACUAAAACAAAAAGAAAAAAAAAUAAAAAAAGAACAGAAUAAAAAAAUAACAGAAAAGGAAAAAAUUGAAAAUAAAGGGGAAGGAAAUAUCGUAAAACAUAAAAAUAAAAUAGAUGAUUACACAUUUGAAGAAAACAGUGAAAUAUUAAAAAGCUAUUCUAAAGAUGAAUAUAAAAACAGUGAAGUUGAUAGAAUAUUGAAAAAAUAUUUAGAUUUAAAAAAAGAAGAAAAUUUACAAAAGACACCCUUUGAUUCAUUUGACAAUAUUUUAGAUAUAAAAGAAAAAAAAUUUAAAAUAGAUACGAUUAAUUUCUUCGCAAAUACUGAAACUGAAGCAUAUUUUUAUGAUAUUUUAUUUUUUUUUGAUUCUUAUGAAAAAAAAAAAAAAAUUAGUGAGAAUGUGAUCAAAUUACUUCAAAAAUUGUUUAAAUGCGAAUAUUUUGAUUUAGAAGGUAUUCAAUUAGUAAUACAAAUAUUUGAUAAAAUUAUAAAAAAAAUGAAAAAGGAAAUUAAAAUUCAGCAUAUAAAAAGAUAUUUUGGUGAUGAGAAUAUAUUUGAAUUAAAUAAUACUGAAAAUAAAAAUAAAAAUUCUAAUAAAUAUUUUGACAAAAAUAAAACAUUUAACAACGGAAAAAUGAAUUUAUCAGAUAUAACGGAAAGUAAUAAAAUAAAAUUUAAUAACUAUGAAAGAAAUAAAAUGUAUAAUAUAUUUUUUAGUUAUCAAAAAGCACCUACAAAACCAUAUCCUUUAAAUAUAUUUCAAGAAUGGAAUGAUCAAAAUAAAUUAUCUCUCUUAAGAGAUAAACUAGAAGAAAUAAAAAAAAGAAAACUCUUAUCAAAUACUCCUUUGUCUCAUAUUAAUUCACUCAAGAAAAAUUUUACGUGUAAUAUUUUUCGUAUGUGUUAUUCAAAAAAAGACAAUUUCCAUAAUUAUGAAUUUGAAUUUCCUCCAAAUAAUUUAUAUACAAAAAAAUAUUCCAGUAUUCUAGAAAGACAAAAAAUAUACCCUAAUAAUAGAUAUAAUUAUUCCUUGAAGAUAGGAGAAGCAUUACAAGUUUUAGUGUCAAAAUAG